AUGCUGCCACCUCCAGAUUGGCUCCAUAUGCACCAGGGUCAAAGCAGGACUCGUUUCCAGAUUCACAGUGAAAUCAGACGACGAGCAGCAGCCGAUGGACUCUCAGUGGCCGCUCAGAAUGAAAUUACUAAUCAAAUAGGCCUCUUGUCAUCGUAUCAGCCAAUCCAGUGUAGCACAGUGUUCCUCAAUAUCAACGCAACACAAGGAGUUGACUGACUCCUCUCCGGAUACUACAGAGCAUUGAAACGGUCAAUUACAGAUGUGGUUGGCCCUGGCUACAACUGCUUUGUAGACAAUGGUACGGUAAGCGGUAUAUGCAAAGGAGGCGGUUGUACUCCAAAUCAAGCGCCAGUGCCUACAGAGUUCGUCAAUUAUCGUGGAAUACUCGAGGUGGCACCUGUUUUACUUUUCUGUUUUAAAGCUCCAGCUAAAGCAAGUUGCAUGCACAUUGAAUUUUCCUUCGUGCGGAUAUUCCUUCUUCUGCUAGUCGUUGAAGAAGCUUUGCGAUAA
Molecule: messenger RNA, 510 nt
Organism: Haemonchus placei
Lineage: Eukaryota; Metazoa; Nematoda; Chromadorea; Rhabditida; Trichostrongylidae
Source: the annotation of a GenBank genome assembly